This is a messenger RNA of Schistosoma margrebowiei, 1784 nucleotides long. NCBI's taxonomy places the organism in Eukaryota, Metazoa, Platyhelminthes, Trematoda, Strigeidida, Schistosomatidae. The record is from the annotation of a GenBank genome assembly.
CUUAUCCUGACUCCUAACAGCGGCUUAAUUUAAAUAACCAACAUUAACUCAUAAUCCUAUUUUAAGCCGGAUUUUGGUGUUGACCACAGAACAUUCUAGUCUAAUCUCGACAAAUUCAACUUAACUCUAUCCUUUCAAGGAUCCAUUCGUGAGUAAAAUCCAAACGCGUAUAGAAGAUGGUUGAGGUUAACGAUGGUCGCCAUUUUAAAAAUCCUUACCAGGAUUAUAUACCUGGAGACCAGCUUAAAGUACUUUCAGUAUUUACUUGUGCACCACGUUCCAGGUGGGAGAUACGAACAUCCCAAACAAAAUUGUCGAACUGUUAAAUGUUCUGAAUUCGAAUUUCGAGAAGUUAUCGUCGUCUGACGUAUCAAUGUACACGGGCUUGUCAGGUGUUGGACUAUUCUACAAUUUCCUAUCACAAUGCAAAUGUGAAUUAUUAGACAGAAAGAUACGUGAAAAUGGUGUUGUAUGUACUGAGAAGUUGUUAAAUCGAUGUCUGCGUCAUAUCGACUUGAAGAAGUUAUCUAAAAAUAUCAGUGUUUACACUAGCCCGAUCGGUCCACUGUGUUUAGGUGCUUUAUCAUCAGUCAAGCAUGGAAGUGAGAAUACAGAGGCAAAGAAGUUCGUAGAAGACAUUUUGUCGGCGAGUAAAUAUGGCUUGGAUGUGGACUGUGGGAUGCCUGAUGAAGCGUUAUAUGGACGUACUGGCUAUCUAAAUUGUUUGGUAACACUUCGAGAAAAUAAUUUCGACAUCCCUGUUUCUGUUGUCUCGUCGAUAACCGAUGCUAUAUUGAAGUCUGGUCAGAAAACAGCUGGUGCUUACAAAUCGAAUGGUUUUUAUGAUCGAUUGAUGUAUCAGUCAUCGAAACGAAAUUUGUGCAUGCCACCAUUGAUGUUCGAAUGGCAUGAUAAAUGUUACCUUGGUGGAGCACAUGGUUUUGCUGGUAUCUUGACUACUCUACUGAAGGUAUAUCGUUUGUUUCCUGGUAGCAUAUCAUCACAUUCCUUAAACCAGUUAAUUCUACCUACUGUUGAUUGGAUGAGUCAACUUCAGAUAAUCAGUGGAAAUUGGCCUUCUAGUUUAGGGGAUAGCUUAAAUCGUGAUGUAUUAGUUCAUUGGUGUCAUGGUGCAACGGGUGUUAUUCCGCUUAUGCUCUCAGCCCAUAAGAUUACAGGUGAAAAUAAAUAUUUGAAGUGUGCAUUAGAUGGAGGAGAAGCUGUAUGGACUCGUGGUCUACUUCAUAAAGGCUGUGGUCUUUGUCACGGUUCAGCUGGUAGUGGUUUCGCUCUAUUAGAGAUUUAUCAAACAACUCAAGAUCCCAAAUAUUUGUAUAGAGCUAUAAAGUUUGCUGAAUGGUGUACUGACUGUUUUAAAAAUGCUACUCGCGUUGCUGAUCGUCCGUACUCACUUAUGGAAGGUCUUGCUGGGACACUGUACUUCCUUGUUGGUAUUUUGGAUCCAGUUAAUUCGAAGUUUCCUCUACUAAGUGGAUUGUGAAUAGAAAGAAACAAUGAUUUUAUUUAUAUCUAUUCAACUAACUUUGUUUGUUAUUUUGUAUUCACAUCUAUUUGUUCAUCAUUCACUAAGUUUAUGAGAAAAUGUUAUUUAAGUCUCGUGUCUGCCGAAUAGUUCACAUUUGUUUUAACGAUAUUAUAUUCAGUGUAUUUUGUGUUGUAUACUCUGUUUAGUCUAAACCCGUGUGUGAAAAUGCCAGUUUAAGGCAUACUGUGUAUAUUUAAUGGUGUUGAUUGUUUGAAUAUUUGAUGAGCAUCGUACUGUG